Molecule: messenger RNA, 2784 nt
Organism: Trichogramma pretiosum
Lineage: Eukaryota; Metazoa; Arthropoda; Insecta; Hymenoptera; Trichogrammatidae
Gene: PRAS40
Exons: 9
Coding region: 480-1649 (389 amino acids)
Biological process (GO): neurotrophin TRK receptor signaling pathway; negative regulation of TOR signaling; negative regulation of protein kinase activity
Cellular component (GO): cytoplasm
Source: RefSeq, a predicted model, not a curated record
GGGCCGCCGAGAGCCGCACUCAUCGAAGACAGGCAGUUCAGUCGCCCGUUCUUUCUUCGAGAGGCUCGAGCUAUAUUAUACUUUAUACUAGUGGCAGUAAUAGUAUACAUAGGCCUAUAUAAGCCGGUAAAUUCGCCGAGGCUCGCAAGCUUUUUCACUUUUUUCAUCAUCAUUGUCGUCGUCGUCUCUCUGGGACUUGCCAGUUUUUUAGUCAACAUACAGUCGCGCAGUUGCCUUGUGUUCAGUACAGUGUCCACACACAGCUGAUACGUACACGGAUCGUUUUUAACUCUCUUUCUCUCUCCCCCGAUCGCAACUAAUUAUCGAAGGUAUUGGUGCAGAGCUGUAAACAAUUUGAGAAAAUGUCAUUGAGCUCAUAGGAAAAAUAAUAUCAGACGAAGAAGAACAGAUCAAUAAUUUAUCAAUAUAAAAAUUUCAUUUGAUAUCUUCAAUUUGAAGAUUAAUGAAAAAUACUUAAAAUGUAUAUUACAUGCAAAUGUUUGAAUGUAUCCAUCACAACUAAAACCAAUGAGCUGCAUCAUGUCAAUAUUGAUGAGAUGGAGCUGAAUGCUGAUGUAUGUGACGACUCAUUUUUCAAAAAUAAGCUCGUUACUACAAAGGAAUUGGAAAAUGUUGUUAAAGAACAGCCUGGCCUUGUUGAAACUCGACAUGUUGGGCCAUGGGCUAUCUAUCGUUGUUACAAUUGUGAUAUGAAAACUCAUGCAGUUCAUGGAGAAUUUGGAGCUGCUAUGGUUUUGAUGAGCUCUGAACUAAUUACCUCCGAAGAUGAAAUCAAGAAAUUAAAAGCUAGUCCAAACUAUAGUCUAGCUUUUAGAAUAGUUAUAAAAGUCACUGAUGAUAUGUUUGAUCCUUUGGAAACACCAACAAAAUUUUCUGUAUCCCAACUUUCAAAUAAUUUAAGAUUUGCUCUUACUGGAUUAGAACAGCAAUUAGAAGAAGCUAUCCAACAUCAAGUGAGAACAAUAGAUAAAAAAAUUCGUGAUUUUACAAAAGAACAAUAUAAUAUUUUAGAAGAGUUCAGAGAACGUGUACAUAAAGAACAUAAUGUGCUCACAAGGAUAAUAUGUGAUCAACAUCAAAAUUCGAAGAAUUCGUCUAAUUUUGCUACUCCUCCAGCAACUGCAGAAAACAUUUCAAAUAAAACUGCUCCCAAAGAUGAUGUAGAUACUACAGUAGUACGCUUGAAUUCAAAAAAUGCUGCCCGUCAUCAAUCAUCAAAUAAAGCAGUGAAAGAAAUCCAUUCACUUAAUGGAAACAAUGAAACAAGAAGCAACUUCGAUGACGAAUUCUUAUUUGAACUUGAAGGUAUUGACAAUAUGCCCAUCAGGCCUUUGCAAGCUUUAGAAAUUGAAUCAGAUGCUGAAGAUUCAGCUACUGAAGUUAUUACAUUAACUAGACAUCACAGGAGCGAUCAUCCAGCGAUAGCUAAAUCAUUGCCUGUAACUGUGCCUACCUUUCAUGCUUUCGGUCAGCGUUUCGAUAGGCAUGAUGACGAUGAAGAACAAAUAUCAGUGAAUUCUAUGGAUCCUAGUAGUAUACAAGCAUCUAUAAAAGCUCUAGCCAAAAGUGUACAUGGUGAUACAGUCUUUGGCGAUUUACCACGUCCUCGAUUUUCAACGCAGAUUUGACUUGAAGAAAUAAGUGAGGACUAUUAACAGCGUUUCAUGAAUUGGAAACGCUAACCCAUGUGAUUAUAACUUUCUUUUUUUAUUGAUAAUGACAUUGAAGUCAGUAGCUAUUAUUUAUACUUUUUAAUAAUUUUGAGAUGGUAGCAGCAUUCAGUCAGUAAUCACAUAUGUGGCAUCAAAUGUUAAAUUUAUUCAGGUAGUUCUUUUACGCCUGAAGAAACAUUUCCUUGAAUUUUUCUAAUACUUUAACGUCAAACAUUAAUAACUGAGAAAUAAGUUGUUUUAAUUGUUUUUUUAAAACUUGCUUGUAAUUCUGAAGAGCAGAAUAGAUUUUUAUUUUUUUCAUUGUAAAUUAGAAAUUAUAGGCUCUCAAUAUAAUGACAUGAUUAAAACCCACCGUUUUUUAGUAUGUUUAUAUCGACCGUUGUUGCAAUAUUUAAGUCAUUGACAUUCUCACUUAUAAAAAUGAAACUGAGCUGAAUUUUUUACAGUAUAUAAAUAUAUAACAAAAAAUGUAGCAAGUCAAAAGCAAUUGGAUCUGUAAUAUUAGAAAUCAUUACUGUAAUUUGACGAACUUGUAUUAUGUUAAAUCCAAUCAUCUCUACAUACUUACAGGUGACACAUUUAAUUAAUGCAACUUUGAUUGUUUUAUAUUAGCGUCGUCUAAAUGAAAUUUAUGAAAAAAAAUUAUUUUUGGCAUAUUGUAUAUUCUUGAUAAUGAUGAGAGAUUUUUGACUCAUUUUUGCAAAUGAAUUUCUGAAAUACAUAUAUUUUCUAUAGUCGUUGAUAACAAGUUUUAUUAAAUUCUUUCAUUAUUAAAGUUAGAAAAUGCAUAUCAAAUAUUUGAAUAUGUUGUCCUACAUUUUGAACAACUUUGGUUUUCUAAUCGAAAAAAAUUUCGAUGCAAGUAAGCUUAAUGACCAUUUAGAAAGAUUUCCAAAUCUUUUUUUGUUCAAAUUGAUAAAUUUUAAUAUAGAAAUCGAGCUUGUGCUUACGCCAACUGGAAGCAGAAAAGGGCGUAUAAGUUAAACAAAUAAAUGGAUUUAUUCAAAAAAUAAUUUGAAAAAUCGUGACUGACUUUGAAUACUCAUGGCAGUAAUGCUUAUAAACUUGUAAAGUUAUUUCAAUGGAAAAA